Nannospalax galili (Upper Galilee mountains blind mole rat) is the source of this 2237-nucleotide messenger RNA. It is a transcript of the gene Ddx59, whose product is annotated as DEAD-box helicase 59. NCBI's taxonomy places the organism in Eukaryota, Metazoa, Chordata, Mammalia, Rodentia, Spalacidae. The record is from RefSeq and is a predicted model, not a curated record. The transcript has 8 exons. Gene Ontology annotation, molecular function: ATP binding; nucleic acid binding; RNA helicase activity. The coding region runs from base 152 to 2014 and encodes 620 amino acids.
CAGCCACUGGGCCCCUCCCAAAACCCUGAUCGGCGGAUCUCGAGCUCCGCGGGGCCCACCCAGGUAGUGUCCGCGGAGCUGCCCGGGCGUAGCGGCAGGAAGCCCGGCUGGGAGCCUGGAAGGGGAGAGGCUCCGCGCGGAAUAUUGAAGAAUGUUUGUUCCAAGAUCUUUGAAGAUCAAGAGAAAUUCUAAUGAUGACCUCAAAAGCUGUGUAGCUAAGAAAAGUAAGCCAGAAACAGAGGACCUUCAGUUGGACAAAGACAGAAAGGUUUCAUUUGGUGCAGUAGAUAGAAAAGAAGCCUCCACACUAGACAGGCCCAGCAGUGAAGCAAGCCCCUUUCCCAGUCUUGCUGGCCAGUUGGCUGAGGUUGGUUCGGUAGGACCAGAACAGUGUAUGAAGGAUAGCCAUCUUUCUGAAGAGCCUGUGAAGUCAUUUUCCAAAACCCAGCGCAGGGCAGAGCCUGGGGAACCGGUCUGUGUUGUCUGUGGUCGGUACGGAGAGUAUAUCUGUGAUAAGACAGAUGAAGAUGUGUGUAGCUUGGAGUGCAAAGCAAAACAUUUGCUGCAAGUCAAGGAAAAGGAAGAGAUGUUAAAACUUAGCAGCCCACAGAAAGGUGCUUCUGAACCAGAGUCUCCACUGGAUGCUGUUUACAUCUACAGAGAGCACCCCUUUAUUGUGAACCUUCAGGAGGACCAGAUUGAAAAUCUUAAACAGCAGCUAGGAAUUUCAGUUCAAGGGCAAGAAGUCACCAGGCCCAUUAUUGACUUUGAGCAUUGUGGUUUCCCUGAGACAUUAAAUCAGAACUUGAAGAAAUCAGGCUACGAGGUGCCAACUCCCAUCCAAAUGCAGAUGAUUCCUGUGGGGCUUCUGGGAAGAGACAUCCUGGCCAGUGCAGACACUGGCUCUGGAAAAACGGCUGCUUUUCUCCUUCCUGUUAUCACCCGAACUUUAUUUGAGGACAAAACUCCAUCCGCACUCAUUCUUACGCCCACGAGAGAAUUAGCCAUUCAGAUAGAGAGGCAAGCCAAAGAACUGAUGAGUGGUCUGCCACGAAUGAAGACCGUGCUUCUUGUGGGGGGCUUACCUUUGCCCCCACAGCUUUAUCGCUUGCGACAGCAUGUUAAGGUUAUUAUAGCAACCCCUGGACGACUUCUGGAUAUAAUAAAACAGAACUCUGUAGCACUUAACAGCAUAAAAAUUGUCGUAGUAGAUGAAGCUGAUACCAUGUUAAAGAUGGGCUUUCAGCAGCAAGUGCUUGACAUUUUGGAAAACAUUUCUGAUGAUUGUCAGACCAUCUUGGUUUCUGCCACGAUUCCAGGUGGCAUAGAACAGUUAGCAGGCCAGCUUCUGCAUGACCCUGUGAGGAUCACCACUGGGGAGAAGAACCUGCCCUGCGCCAGCGUGCGGCAGAUUGUCCUGUGGGUAGAAGACCCAGCCAAAAAGAAAAAGUUAUUUGAAAUCUUAAAUGAUAAGAAGCUCUUCAGGCCUCCUGUGCUAGUGUUUGUGGACUGCAAACUGGGUGCAGAUCUGUUAAGCGAUGCUGUUCAAAAAAUCACAGGGCUGAAAAGCACAUCCAUCCACUCCGAGAAGUCCCAAGUGGAAAGAAGAAACAUACUGAAGGGACUACUGGAAGGAGACUAUGAGGUCGUGGUGAGCACGGGGGUCCUGGGACGAGGCCUAGACUUGGUCAGUGUCAAACUGGUUGUGAAUUUCGACAUGCCUUCAAGCAUGGAUGAGUAUGUGCAUCAGGUUGGCAGAGUGGGGAGGCUCGGUCAAAAUGGAACUGCAAUUACUUUCAUCAAUAACAACUCAAAAAGGCUCUUCUGGGAUGUUGCCAAAAGGGUGAAGCCCACAGGAUCCAUUCUCCCCCCACAGCUUUUAAACUCCCCUUACCUUCAUGAGCAGAAGAGAAAGGAGCAGCAGAAAGACAGACAGACACAGGGCAGCCUGGUCACGGGAGCUAACCUCAUGGACAUUAUUAGGAAACACGAUAGAAGUAGUUCUCAAAAAUGAUCUGGUAUGCCACUUUCAUAAGGUUUUAUGUAUUAUCAACAAAAUUUAACUUAUUACUGAAUGAUGGAAUGAAUGAGAAUGUACACUAGACAGAAGACUCUCUAAGACUUUUUUAAAUCUAGUAAACUUUAUACAGCAAUAAUUGACUUAUUUUCCUUCAUGAUUCUCAUAAAUUAAAAACAAUAAAAAUGAAUUGCUAAAUAAAAUACAAUUUUCUCCUCUG